Molecule: messenger RNA, 1884 nt
Organism: Dendronephthya gigantea
Lineage: Eukaryota; Metazoa; Cnidaria; Anthozoa; Malacalcyonacea; Nephtheidae
Exons: 1
Coding region: 338-1657 (439 amino acids)
Source: RefSeq, a predicted model, not a curated record
CUUAAUUUACCAACCACAAUUGAACACAAAAUCAAGCCAAAAAUAUCGUUCAAAAUUCCGCCUUGUUAAAACCCGCUUUAACCAAAAAUUUGACUAUACAAACUUUCGCUGUACGUUGAAACUUGAUUUUUGGUACUAACAUGGCAAGUGUUGAGUCAAUAACUCAAGGUUUUCUGUCUACAGUCUGCGUAUAUCUUGUAUACAAGAUUCUGAAAUACUUCACUAGCGAAGGAAACAGCAAAUUGCCAGCAACCUUUCGUUCAAACCAACGUCGACUUGGGGCGCUCGAAGAAGUCCUAGAUAUUCUUUCCACGGAAAAAUCUGGUGCAUCGAAUAUAUGCUUGGCGAUAUCCAUAGCAUCGAAACAGAGCUUGGUACUUCAACACGUUACAUAACAACAACGACGAAUGGUGAUAAAUAUUUUGAAAUCAAGGAAAUAUGUGAAGUCAUUGGAAUGUUAGAUAUCACCACUUCCGAUGUAAAGGCUUCGGACUGGCAAGAUGUCUGGUUUGAAUAUACAGCAAAACAGAGAGGAAAUGGUCUGUUAUGGCGAGUUGUGAUUUUGCGAGAGGAAUUCCUAUCUGAUACUCGAAAAUAUGUAAAUACAUUAAUGUUUAAAUUUAACCAUUCAAGUAUCGACGGCGUGUCUACUGUCAAGUUUUGCAAGCUGUUCCUUAAUACAAUGAACGAACUCGCGAACGCUACUAGCAGUGUUGAUCAGGAAAUCCCCAGUCUUGAUUUGCUGCCACAAUUUCAUGAGAUUGUUACUCGACAUCGAAUUUGGCAUUCAUUGUAUAAUUUGCUGCUAACCUAUUGCGGUCUGCGACAGAUAUUGAAAGUUCUUAUGAAAAAAAUUAUAACUCGCCAAAGGGGAAAGAAGCCGAAUAAUCCAUAUCACAAACAAUUCCCACCAAAUCCAGAAGUGUCUAAAUUAUCCGUGCCAUGCCGGUUGAAUAUAAAAGUAUUUAGUGAGAAGCAAUCGAGUGACAUUAUACAAACUUGCAAAGCAAAUAAUUGCACAGUAACUGGAGCUAUCACGGCAGCGGCACAUUUGGCGUUUUCUAGACUUAUGGAACAUGGAAACCCUAAAGAUACGGAGAUAGAUUUCUCGUUUCCUAUCAAUGCCCUGCGCUUUUGUGAUCCAAAACCAGACAAGGAUUACUUACGGUAUUUUGUGUACAUGCAGAAUGGUUGUUAUAUGAAUUACGCACCAGAUGAUGAUGGCGAAUUUUGGAAAUUAGCCAAAGAAACUACCGAGGAGAUCAAAUCUUAUGUGAAGAAAGAAAGAUAUAUAACUGAAGAGACUGUAGUCAGUGGAGUAAUGGAACCAAUAGAAAUAAUCAGCCCAUUUAUCACCGGCAAGCUAAUUCCCAAAUGCCCCUGCAAUUUAAUAUCAAGUAUGGGGUCUUUUAAUAUUGGUGGACAGCAAAACGUGACUUAUAAACUAAAUGAAUGUUUCAUAAACGACCUUAUCCAUGAUGCCACCUGUACAUUUUCUCAUUAUAUUUACACCAUUAACGGCAAAAUGACCUGGGAAAUUGUCAGUAAUGUAACAGUAGAUGAUGAACACGCUGAGAUAUUUGCAAAUCAUUGUUACGAUAAACUUACUGAACUGACUAGUAGCAGUGGUCCAGAUAAAAGUGAAGAAGAAAUUUAAUCUACUACUCUACAUGUUACAAACCACCUUUAACGGCUGGCAUUUCCAUGAAUAUGAAUUAAUAUUGUUGCAUGAAGACAAUUUUAUCAAUAUAAGCUUAUCGCGAACAUCAUUGGCUGUAAUGACGAAAAUUCUUAACAAUUUGCUUAUUUGUCAAAUUUUAUCUUAUAAUAGUAUACGCGGCACUGUUGAAAAGCAAACUUGUGUUUAAUUAAUUAGUAACAUAA